Molecule: messenger RNA, 2584 nt
Organism: Betta splendens (Siamese fighting fish)
Lineage: Eukaryota; Metazoa; Chordata; Actinopteri; Anabantiformes; Osphronemidae
Product: cholesterol 7-desaturase nvd
Exons: 7
Coding region: 244-1584 (446 amino acids)
Biological process (GO): cholesterol metabolic process; chlorophyll biosynthetic process
Cellular component (GO): chloroplast
Molecular function (GO): chlorophyllide a oxygenase activity; 2 iron, 2 sulfur cluster binding
Source: RefSeq, a predicted model, not a curated record
GCUUUACUUCUAGGCACAAAACGAACUUCAACAAACUCAGGUCUCAUUGUCUUCAUUAUUCUUUAAACACAAUUAGGAGCAGCAAUUAGUGUGCGAAGGUCUCAAGUCCAGUGUGCGUCUGGAUAAUUUGGUGCUUUUAUUUUGGAAAACCCUUUGCACCCGCGCUGGUUGGCAUCAACGUAACCUAGUAAUGCGGUCUCCACGGCGCGCAGAGCAACCCGUCCAGACGCGCACGGUCACAGCAUGAGCACCGGGAAGGCAGCGGCGCUGCUGGCGCUGGGAGCGGCCGCUCUGCUGCUCCUUCGAGCCGAACAACGCUCGGACUCGACGUGGACGCAAACGGAGGCGCUCGGGGCUGCGGGGCGCGCUCUGCUCUGCGCCAUCGGCGGAGUGGCGCUGCUCGCUGCGCUCUGGCUCUACAGGCUGCUCUGGUGUCCGCUGGAGCUGCGCAGGGCGCCCGAGGACGUGGGCUACGUCCCCGAGGCCGGACGCACCCGAGCCCAGGCGGCGAACGACGUCCGGCGCAGGAGGAAGGCCGGAGACCUGCCUCCGGUCUACCCCAACGGCUGGUACCGAGUCCUGGACUCGCACAUGCUGCGCAGGGGCGAGGUGAAAGGCGUCUCUGCUCUGGGGGAGCAGCUGGCCGUGUUCCGAGGCCAGGACGGGGCGUCGUACGUGGUGGAAAGCUACUGCCCUCACCUGGGCGCCAACCUGGCGGUGGGAGGACGCGUGGUGGGGGGCUGCAUAGAGUGUCCGUUCCACGGCUGGCAGUUCCAGGGCAAAGGAGGCAAAUGUGUGAGGAUCCCGUACGCUGACAAAGUGCCAGAGUUUGCCACGGUGCGCUGCUGGCCCAGCUGCGAGGUCAACGGCCAGAUCCUGAUUUGGUUUCACUGUGAUGGAGGAGAACCUCAGUGGGCCGUUCCAGAGCAGCAGGAGAUCACGGAGGGCCGGUGGGUCUAUCGAGGCAGGACCGAGCACUUCAUUAACGCUCACAUAGAGGAGAUUCCUGAGAAUGCAGCAGACAUCUCUCACCUCGCUCACCUCCACACUCCGGGCUUCGCUAGUGGAGUCGAUCUGCGCUUCACCAACAGCAAAACCUGGGAGUUUUUGAGACACGACUGGAAGGUUCGAUGGGAACCGGAGUCGGAGCCCAACAAACAUUGCUCCCAGAUGUUUGUGAAACAUGCUUUGACUGUGUUUGGAUUUCACUGGCCUCUGCUGGAUGUUCAUGUCGUGGCCAGACAGGUGGGGCCGGGCGUGGUGUUCCUGAGGUUCGACCACCGCUUCCUGGGCCGAGGGGUCAUCAUGCACUGCGUGACCCCCGUGGAGCCUCUGCUGCAGCUGGUCUCCCACACCAUGUUCUACCAGGCUAACAUCCCGUCAGUGGUGCCCAAGUUCAUCCUCAGAAUAGAGUGCGUUCAGUUUGAGCGAGACGUGAUGAUCUGGAACAAUAAGAAAUACGUGUCGCAGCCUCUUCUAGUGAAGGAAGACGCCGCCAUCCUGAGGCACCGGCGCUGGUUCAGUCAGUUCUACAGUGAGAACAGUCCGCGCCUGCGACACCAGCGCCGCUCUUUGGACUUUUAGAACCUCGGACGGAUCCGACUGCACGUGCUGAACCAGAGAGCUGGUUUGUGUUUUAAAGCCUAAAUAUGCUGAAUUUAAAAUCUCCCAUUUAGAGUCGUGUGUUCAGUGCGUUCAGUCUGUGACAGUUUGAUGAAUCAGAACGAGUGCUAAUCGUAAACAAUACAAAGAUUGAUGCCGACUUUGCCUUUAAAUCCCACAUAGUGUCAAAACACUUGUGACUUUAUGGUGUGAUUAUGUGGUGUUGUGGCUCAGCCUCCUCCUCACCAGAACAACACGUGCUAGUUGGGAACAAAGCUCAUGCUGAUGUUGCUAUGGUGACCUUCAACAGACAAUAAUUCUCAACUUUAUGUUCAGUCUUAAGAUGAGCCCUAAGAAAAGCUGAUGAGCCCUGACGUUUGUUUCUCGGUCAGAGAUGAUGCUGAGCUGACGUGUCUAAUAUUAUAUUAUGUGACAAACCGGUCCUAAACUGAUGAUUCACUGUAAUCUGCAAACACUGGCCUAGUUCCUCAACAUUAGCAUCCAUUUGAAGUGGUGUUUGUGUCCACCUGAUGCUAGCAGCUCCAAUUUUAGCUCGGUUCCUCCUUCCACCAACUUCUGAGUAAAGUGUUCAGCUGCAACGAUGCCAAUAAUCUAAAAACAAAAAGAAAGGAGUUUAAAUCUCUCUCUGCAUGUUAAGUCUUAAACACUGAUUGUCCAAAGCAAAUGAUCCCAACAUGCUGCACUUUUCUAUCCACUCUCAGGAGAAACACUCACUCCUUCACGUGUAUGAAGCCUUUUCUGGCCCGACUGCACAUAAAGUAAUAUUAAGCACUUUGAGGACAUUUCCACCUGCUGCACAUGGUUGAGUCAUUCCUGACUUGGUCCCUGCGGGCGGUUUGUUAAAGGUUCCCGUGCUGCCUGUUUGUUUGCCUGUGGUGCUCAGUGAUUUCUGUUAAACAGUCGGUGGUCGAGGAAGCAAAUAAGCAGCAAAUGAAUAAAGAAGCACUUUCUUUAAAUAUCA